Messenger RNA from Tachyglossus aculeatus (Australian echidna), 2157 nucleotides. It is a transcript of the gene ATPSCKMT, whose product is annotated as ATP synthase c subunit lysine N-methyltransferase. The record is from RefSeq and is a predicted model, not a curated record. The transcript is spliced from 5 exons. Bases 65 to 748 code for a protein of 227 amino acids. Gene Ontology annotation, molecular function: protein-lysine N-methyltransferase activity. Gene Ontology annotation, biological process: positive regulation of proton-transporting ATP synthase activity, rotational mechanism; peptidyl-lysine trimethylation; regulation of mitochondrial ATP synthesis coupled proton transport. Lineage: Eukaryota; Metazoa; Chordata; Mammalia; Monotremata; Tachyglossidae. Gene Ontology annotation, cellular component: mitochondrion.
AGUGGUGCAGCCCGCGCGGCUUGGAGGAGGAGAUCUCGCGAUAGGAGAAGGAGAUGCCUGUACGAUGAAGACGAAAGAGCUUCAGGAAGGAAAACACACAAACGAUGAUGCGUUUGCCAGUUUUGAUACUGACCAUUUGGGGAAAAGAAAUUGGGGUCUCUUGGUCCCUGGGGUCGUUGGGGGGACCUUGGUGGCUCUGUAUGCAGUUGCAACUCCAUUUGUAACCCCAGCGCUCCGAAAAAUUUGCCUUCCUUUUGUACCGGCGACCUCAACCCAGAUCGAAAAUGUUCUGAAAAUGUUACGGCGGCGAAGUGGAUCCCUGGUAGACAUUGGCAGUGGUGAUGGGCGUAUUGUGAUAGCAGCUGCAAAAGAAGGAUUCAGAGCUGUUGGUUACGAGUUAAACCCGUGGCUAGUGUGGUACUCUAGAUACCGAGCUUGGAGAGAAGGCGUACACCACACUGCCAAAUUUUACAUCUCAGAUCUGUGGAAGGUUAGUUUUUCACAGUAUACGAACGUCGUUAUUUUUGGGGUACCUCAGAUGAUGCUGCAGUUGGAGAACAAACUUCAGUUAGAACUUGAGGAAGAUUCUAGAGUCAUUGCCUGCCGGUUUCCUUUUCCACACUGGACUCCAGAUCACAUAACUGGAGAGGGAAUAGAUACUGUAUGGGCAUAUGAUUCCAAGUCAUUCAAAGAAAGUGGAAAGAGAUGCCCGGUGGUACUCAGUCAAAGAAAAAAGAAGCAUGACUGAAACAUCUCCUUAAAUGUUAAAUGAGAGGAUCUUCAAAUGGUGCUGUUGACGUAACUGUACUGACAAGAAAGCUACCGAGGAGACAUCGGGCAGAAAUAUGAACCGGUCUUCGUGUAGAAUAUCCCGAAAUGAUGGAGCAAGAAAUCACAGAACGAAAGAAUAGAUGGUCAAGCAUAUAGGUAGAUUUUUAAACCCCGAAAGUAAGUCCUCCCAAAUGCCAAAUAUUUUGUCAUUAUACCUUGUAGAUUCUCAAUCAGAAUGAAUGGACAAUGAUAAUGAUGAAAUAUAUCAGUGGGUAGAGAUUUAAGAAAAGAGUGUCCUUUUGAAAAUUUGAGUCUGGAAAAAAGCAGCAGUAUUUCCGUGCCUUGAAAUACGUGUUUUCUUAAUGUCUUGGUCUUUGAGGAUAUUUUAUCCUAUUCCAACUCCAGAAACUCUAAUCACACAAGGUUCAUUAUCAGCAACUUCACUGUGUUUGGCAAAGUUGUCAGUUGAUAGUCUCUGAAGAGGCAUUUAAAUUUAGACAUAGAUUUGCUAAGUGUUUGGCACAUAGCACUUAACAAAUACCAUAAUAAUAAUUAUUAUUUUCUCAAACUAAUGGAGGGCGAUUGACUUUGUGUACUUAGUAUAAGACUGAAGGUAGCUUGAAAGCAUUUCAUGGAUUCUGCUGUUAUCUCAGUGGCACAAUUGACAUAUCUCUAUCCAGGUAAAUGAUAGGGGGAGUUGCUAUUUGAACUUGUGGUCACAAUUUGACACAGUGGGGCUGAGAUUAGGUUGAGUUUGCAGCUAAAGUGCUUGCAUUGUGAGAUUGUAGUUCUUCCACAUGCCUCCUAAUUAGCUCACUUGCUCCUCACCCCACCCUGUUCAUCCAACUACAGCCUUUCUAAAAUCUGUCAGUCUCCCAGGGCGGUAGGGACAUAUGCUACAAGACUGAGGGGUGGGAAAGUCUGAAACAUUGUCAGUCUAUCAGACUGAUGAACUGAUGACAGGGUCCCUGGUGUUCCAAAUUGGGACUAGUCAUAUUUGCUUUCCCAAAACAUCACCUCGUCUACUGGGCUUUUGGGGAUAUGGGUUGUGUUUAUCCUGUAUACAUUAUGGGCUUUCUCCCGAAAAGAAAAAGUCUUCAAAAAACAUGCUUGUUUUGGGCAGCUAUGACCACCAUUUACCAUUCUUCAGAAAAGACUGAAUUGUUGAUUACUCCCUUAAUGUUGGAGGAUGAGCAGAUUUCUAUCUAUCUUUCAUAUUGAUAUAAAGGCUGCGUCGAGCCCAUGGAGGAAUAUCAUAGGAAAUGCAAAGUGAAGGAAAAUAUUUAUAUAUAGGGAGUCACGAUUUUUAUUACGAAAUAGCGCGUUACACCUCAAGGGGAUUCCUGUUUAGCAUAUAAAUUGGCUGAUUGGUGAUAAUAUAUUUCA